CGGUGGUGCCUGUUGUCUAAUCUAGCGGUGGUGUCUGUGGUCUAAUCUAGCGGUGGUGCCUGUGGUCUAAUCUAGCGGUGGUGUCUAAUCUAGCGGUGGUGCCUGUGGUCUAAUCUAGUGGUGUUGCCUGUUGUCUAAUCUAGUGGUGGUGCCUGUUGUCUAAUCUAGUGGUGUUGCCUGUUGUCUAAUCUAGUGGUGUUGUUUCAGGACUACUGGAAGUGCUCAAAGUGUGAGGAGUUGAACCCUCCCCUCCCCCGAAACUGCAACCGCUGCUGGACGCUAAGAAUGGACUGGUUUCCCGAUUCUGACAGCAACUCUGCUGCCCCCAACCUCAAACCCUUACCCCCCAAGCCUACCCCAGCCCCGACAGAGCCUGACGAGACCGAAGGUCUGGAUGUUCCAGACGGGAAGAGAGCCAGGUCGCCCCUUCCCCUCCUCAAAGACUCCCAGGAAUUGAUGUCCGUCUCUGGCCCCGAUUCCCAAGACUCGGCCUGCUCCUCCCAGCCCUCCACCUCUUCUUCGAACUCCAACGGUGUGGGCUCAGGCUCGUCCUCUAGCGCCCCCCUCAGUCAAGAAGUGAUGGCACCAGACUUGGAGCGUUUCAACAGCCUGGAGGCUCACCUCCCCGCCAGCUGCCUGGAGCCCUGCGUCAUCUGUCAGACCAGGCCCAAGAACGGCUGCAUUGUACACGGACGCACAGGGCACCUCAUGGCCUGUUACACCUGCGCCAGGAAACUGAAGAAGAGGAACAAGCUGUGUCCUGUCUGCAGGCAGCCUAUCCAGUCUGUCGUCUUAAUUUAUCUCAGCUGAGGACGGCUAUCGGCUAGACUGUACAUUCCAAAUAAGCAGUCUAUUCCCUAUGUAGUGUGCACUACUCUCAACCAUGGCCCCAAUAGGACUCUGGUCUAAAGUAGUGCACUAUAUAGGGAAUAGGAUGUAACCCAUAGCUACACAACUCCCUGUUCCUCAAAAACAACUUAAAUCCUGAAUGAAUAAAUGUUUUAAUUUUGUUUAUUUGGAAGUGAUUUUAUUUAUGAACAAGAGUUUGUUGACUCUAUCAAACAAGGUGCCUGUUGUUGUUGUUGUUGAUUUCUAGUGUUCAGUCAAAUAGCCUUUCUAGUUUUUCAAAUGGAUUAAAUUCUCUGUGGUGAAAUAUUCAAUAUAUUUGAUAAAAUAAAGAAUGUCUAGCAAAUUAA
Molecule: messenger RNA, 1196 nt
Organism: Oncorhynchus tshawytscha (Chinook salmon)
Lineage: Eukaryota; Metazoa; Chordata; Actinopteri; Salmoniformes; Salmonidae
Product: E3 ubiquitin-protein ligase Mdm2-like
Exons: 1
Coding region: 286-810 (174 amino acids)
Biological process (GO): negative regulation of apoptotic process; regulation of cell cycle
Cellular component (GO): nucleus
Molecular function (GO): identical protein binding; ubiquitin protein ligase activity
Source: RefSeq, a predicted model, not a curated record